Molecule: messenger RNA, 1399 nt
Organism: Photinus pyralis (common eastern firefly)
Lineage: Eukaryota; Metazoa; Arthropoda; Insecta; Coleoptera; Lampyridae
Product: RIB43A-like with coiled-coils protein 2
Exons: 8
Coding region: 107-1366 (419 amino acids)
Source: RefSeq, a predicted model, not a curated record
AGAAUUAUGAUAACGUAUACCCUCGUGCAUGCCAUUGCACUAUUCUAAAGUUGUUUACUUUACGUAAAUAAUUUGAUACGCGAAAAGUGAAAAAAACCUUGUCUACAUGCAAGGUUCCCCUAAAAAAAACUCAUUGUUCGAUCAAACAAAACGACACAAAGGGGUGGGUAAUGCAACUAGUGCAUCGCGUCAAACAUUCUAUGGUAGAGUCUUCGGCGAAAUGUUACAAUUUCAAUUAAUGACGGAGAAAGAUCGAAGAGAGGCGGCGGCGAUCGAAAGACGUAGAGCUAUCGAAGAGGAACGCAAGAAGAGAAUUUUCAAUCCUAAGCAACGCAUAAUUGGGACCGACAUUAAGGCGCUGGAACAACAAAUUGAGGAGAAAAAGAAAUUGGAAGCUGAGAAGAGGAAGAUUGACCAAAUUUUUGAUGAACAGUUAAUAAAGAGUGAUCAAAUUGCACUCGCUUUAGGACGUAAGGAGUAUGAGGAGCGUCAAAAGUUGGCGCGUGAAAUUAACGAUUUUCGCAGUAACUUUCAAAAGUACGAAGACCGAAGAGAGUUUGAUUUGAACGAUCCGAAGGCGAUCAAACGCGCUUUGCCUGCUAGGGUACACGAUGCUGAUCCCAGACUUGGCAUUUCUUCAUUUCAAAAGUUUGAGGGUGAAGAUUUGUCAUCAGAGGAGAGGAAGAAAAUACAAAUGGAGCAAACGCAGUCGUGGCUUCAGCAGCAAAUGGAAGAGCGUGAAAGUGCUGAUAAGGAACGGAAGACGGCUGAUGAAGCGUAUAAAGCUGCUGUAAUUGCAAGAGAUCAGAGAGCGAUAGAGUUGGAUAUGAUGGAGAGAGAAUGCAGGAAGAGGUUGGAGCGAGCGUGCUGUAUGUUCAAUAGGGCUUUGGCAGAUGAACGCUACUGCGUACAACAAGAGAAAAACCGGCAAGAGAAAGAGGAUAAUAUGGCUCAGAUGUAUAACAACAUGACGAGUGAUAUGAUGACUGAGAAUCCUGACGUUUCGUUCAGUAACAUGGGACCGAAUCGGAGGAUCGGGUUUCUUUAUAAAGGAAUGUCAGAGGAAGAACGUGAGGAAGUUAGAAAGCAGCAAUUGGCCCAAGUGGAAGAAGCUCAAAAACGAAGAGCCGAUGAAAUUCGUUUUCAGAGAGAAUGGGACGAAUACAGCAACGGUAUUCAGAAAACAAUAGCAGUGAUGGACAAAGAAUUAGCCAGAAAAGAAAGAGAAAGGCGCAUCGCCUUAGCUGAGGAAAACAAAAGAUUAGCAAGUGAACACAAAAACCAUGAGGAGUACAUGAACAAAAUUGUAUAUCGCAAUAAACCAACUGCUGCGUUUUUUGAGCAGUUUAAUAAAUCUACAAGAUAACUAUUCCUAUUUAUAAUACAUAAUGUAGAACAU